Messenger RNA from Astyanax mexicanus (Mexican tetra), 1162 nucleotides. Its product is annotated as taste receptor type 2 member 10-like. The annotation marks the transcript as partial. The transcript is spliced from 2 exons. Lineage: Eukaryota; Metazoa; Chordata; Actinopteri; Characiformes; Acestrorhamphidae. The record is from RefSeq and is a predicted model, not a curated record.
AUUUUAAGUCUUUGUUUGAAUGCAGUCAAUCGUGAAGAAAAGGGUGUGUUAUUAAGAAGGAGACACCUCCUUACCAAUAGAGAGCAUAUAAGACGGACUCAAGAACGUUUGAGAGGCAUUUUGGAAAGCAAUUAUCAAAAUAGCUGAUCAUUCUAAAAACACUAAGGACUUUUCUGUUAAAAAAAGUUCUAAACUCUGAUUCGAGGAGAGCUAGCCUUCAGAAAGCAUAUAUCACAGUUUACUGCUUACAAGUGAUCCAGAAAUCCAAGAAAAAAAAAUGUUUCUUAACGUCACAUCAGUUGCUGUCAUUGGAAUGAGUUCUUUGGCGUUUGCUUCAGUGAAUGUGCCUCUCUCAGCGGUCAGCAUUAUUGUGAAUCUUUAUUUUAUCUUCUGCAUGGCCUUCCCUGAACAAGGGUCAGAACGGAUGAAGCAACCCCUUAAGGUCUUACUGGGAUCUCUGUUCGGAUUCAACACUGCUCUUCAUGCCUGCAGCUUACUUUGGGCUUUAAAGGAUUUUUUAUUUUUUACAGUUACUCCAUUCGCUAUGGUAUUUACUUAUAUUGUCCUAGAUCUUGUGCUUUUUUCUGUAAGGGCCAGCGUCACAUCCUCUCUUUGGCUGAAUGUGUUCUACUACUGCCAGAUCGUUCCUGCACAGCGCCCCGUCUUCAUCUGGGUGAAGAAGAACAUCAAAAGCUUCAUAUACUUUUCUCUAAUCGUCGAUAAAAUUUACAUUCUUUUGGGAUUGAUCCUAAAUGUAACAGAUACUGCUGUUUACUUUUCAACAUUUUUUAAAUAUAUUGAAAUAGUAAAUUACACAAACGUAAACCCGCUGGAAAUGUUUGCGACAACAAGUUGUGCGACUGUCCUCUAUCUCUGGAAGCACAUAAAGAGCAUGAAGGAUGGUAGCAGCACUAUCUCCUCGCCACAUCUCAAGAAACAGAUGAGAGUGACAAUCACAGGCAUCGCACAGGCUGUCCUUUACUUCCUGUGUGCAAUCUGGACGAGCCUCGAUGCACUCUUUAGAAUUAAAUUACCAAUUGUUUUCGACAUGGAUCGGCAUAUCCUUUGUACUGUUAUUUGUUUUUAUUCUUUUGGGACGACCAUUAAUGUGUGUGUUGGUCAGACAAUGCUUAGGCAGCGAGUUGUUCACCUUCAGAAGAAG